This is a messenger RNA of Talaromyces amestolkiae, 1971 nucleotides long. RefSeq lists its product as uncharacterized. Bases 1 to 1971 code for a protein of 656 amino acids. The record is from RefSeq and is a predicted model, not a curated record. Gene Ontology annotation, biological process: fatty acid metabolic process; positive regulation of cytoplasmic translation. Gene Ontology annotation, molecular function: mRNA binding; translation regulator activity; single-stranded RNA binding. The transcript is spliced from 7 exons. Gene Ontology annotation, cellular component: cytoplasm. Lineage: Eukaryota; Fungi; Ascomycota; Eurotiomycetes; Eurotiales; Trichocomaceae.
AUGCCGGUGUUGGAAAUUGUUCCACCUCGCACUAGCACUACUACCUCAUCUGAUAGUCACCCUUCGAAAGAAUAUAUAGAUAGGACGAUUGAAUAUUGGAAGACGCUCGACAGAUCGCCGGUCGUUCUGCAAGAGGAAGUGACCGGCUUCGUAGCCAACCGUCUAUCCUUUGCUUUGUUCCGAGAAGCAAUUCAUCUCGUAAAUUCUGGAGUUGUCACCGCUGCAGAAGUGGAUCGCAUUGUCGAAGAGAGCAUGGGUCCCCGUUGGGCUGUCAAGGGACCUUUUUGGAGUUAUCAUGCUGGUGGAGGUAAAGAGAAAGGACUCCAAGGAUUCUUUGACAAGAUAGGGGACACCAUACAGGCUUGCUGGGAUGACGCUGGGUCUCCGUCGCUUCGACGUGAGGCAGAUGCUUCUGUGGCUUCUUGGGAGGGCUCGUUGUGCGAGCAGGUCGAGAAGGCUUAUGGGAUGUUGGAGGAUAAGGAUCUGAGGAAUAGGGAUGAAAAGACUAAGCAGGUUCUCAACAUUACUAGACAGGACUGGGAGAAUGAAGGGGCCAACGACGGCCACAACUGGGGUGGACCUGGUCCUUCCACAGACUCUGCUACCUUGAAAGAACAGAACGACUUCGUUGGUGAAGACUCUGAGACUCCUCGUGACGACACCUGCCGCAACUGCGGUCAAUCUGGCCAUUUUGCUCGCGAGUGCCCUGAGCCUCGUCAGGGCAGCAGUGGUGGCUGCUUCAACUGUGGUGAGGAAGGCCACAACAAGGCCGAGUGUCCUCAUCCUCGUGUCUUCAAAGGCACUUGCCGCGUCUGCAACGAGGAGGGUCAUCCUGCCGCCGAAUGCCCUCAAAAGCCCGCUGAUAUCUGCAAGAACUGCCGUGGAGAAGGGCACAAGACUUCUGAAUGCAAGGAGAACCGCAAGUUCGACCUGAACGACGUCCGCGAUGAGACCCCUGAGGAUGCUUGGGCUCAACUCAAGAAAGCUGACAAGGAACGUGACCUCGAGGACUUUCGCGAUGCUUUCAAGGUGUACACCAAAGCGGAGCCAAGCAAAACUUUCGUCGACAUCGAGAAGCAAUUGCGUGACGAGGGUGCCAAUGUGUACUUGAUUGCCCUUGAGAAGGAGAAGGAAGGGUUCGAGAAUUACACAUUCAUCGACCUCCAGGGAAAGCUGGAUCGCACCUAUGUCGUGAAGUUCUUCUUCGGCCCUGAACCUCGCCGUAACCACUUGAAAGAGCGUUGGCCAGCCACGCCCGAAGAGAACAUUGAACGCCUUGCAGAUGCUGGUUUCGAGUAUGAUCGCAUGAUCCCUAAGUGUAUCAACUGCGGAGAGAUGGGCCACAUCGCCAAGAGCUGCAAGCAGGAGCGCGUCGUGAUCGAACGUGUCGAGAUCAAGUGCGUCAAUUGCUCAGAGGUCGGUCAUCGUGCUCGUGACUGCACCAAGCAGCGCGAACAACGCGGCAAGUUUGCCUGUCGCAAUUGCGGAUCUCCGGACCACAAAGCUGUCGACUGCACCGAGCCACCUAACUUGGACCACAUUGAAUGUCGUCGCUGCAACCAGACCGGCCAUUUCGCGAAGGACUGCCCCAAUACCCCCAAGUUCGCAAAGGCAUGCCGCAAGUGCGGUGCAGAAGAUCAUCUAUCGCGCGACUGUGACCAGGAGCAGAACAUGGACCUCAUCACUUGCAACAACUGCGAUCAGACCGGCCAUUACGCUCGCGAAUGCCCCAAGCCUAGGGACUGGUCUCGUGUCAAAUGCAGCAACUGUGGCGAGAUGGGACACACCGUCCGUCGUUGCUCUAAGCCUUCUGCAGAGGAGGAAAUUGGCGUUAGCGAUUUCGGAGGGCAAGCUGGAGGGGAAGCCGCCUGGGGUUCAGCGGGCCCUGCUCCUAUUGAUGAAGAAGUCGGUGGAUGGAAUGAUGACGUCGACAAACCAGCUGAGCUAGCACCAGCUGAGCUUGCCUGGUAA